AAAUUUGACCUUUGACCCGCAGUAGUUCACCUCUGACCCCUCGCUACGACGAAGGAAGACGCAGAUUGCCUUGACUCCCGGUUCACACAAGGAGAAAACCCGUCCUAGGAAGCAGGCUGGACAUGGCAACGGCAGGACAAGGGUCUCCCACCGAAGUAGAGCAAAAUUCUUUUGAUGAGUCUCUCACCGGAGUUUCCCAGAUGGACAGCAAAACAACCAAUGCUGAAGACCAGACAGCAGACCAAAAGGUCAACUUGAACACUGCUAGUGAGCAUGCAGGAGACAAACCCUACAAGUGUGACCGCUGUGACUAUUCUACACCAUGGAAAUCUCACUUUAAUGGUCAUCUAGCAACUCACACCGGAGACAAACCCUACAUGUGGUGUGGGGAGUGUGGGUACAGGACAACUCAAAAGUCUGAAUUAUCCCGACAUAUGAGAACCCAUACAGGAGAGAAGCCCUACAAGUGUGACCAGUGCGACUAUUCAGCUGCACUGAAAUCCAGUCUGAACAGGCAUAUAGCAGCAAAGCACACAGGUGAAAAACCCUUCAAGUGUGACCAGUGCGAUUUUGCUGCAAUAACAAAAUCCCACAUUGACUACCAUAUAGCAGCAAAGCACAGUGGUGAGAAACCCUACAUGUGUGGGGAGUGUGGGUACCGGACAGCUCAAAAGUCUAGGUUAUCACGACAUAUGAGAACCCAUACAGGGGAAAAACCCUACAAGUGUGAUCAGUGCGACUAUUCUGCCACAGAGAAAUUCAAUUUGGACAAACAUUUAGCAAAGCAUACCGGCGAUACCGGCGACAAGCCCUACAUGUGUGGUGAGUGUGGUCACCGGACAGCCCAAAAGGCUGACUUGGCGAAACAUAUGAGAACCCAUACAGGUGACAAACCCUACAAGUGUCACAUGUGUGACUAUUCUGCAGCGCGGAAAUUCAGUUUGGACAACCAUAUGGCAGCAAGGCACGCUAGUGAGAAACCCUACCCGUGUAAGGAGUGUGGGUACAGGACAACUCAGAAACCUACUUUGCUUCGACAUAUGAGAACCCACACUGGAGAAAAACCCUACAAGUGUGAUCAGUGCGACUAUUCUGCAGCAGUGAAAGUCAACUUGGACUACCAUGUAGCAGCAAAACACAGUGGUCAGAAACCCUGGAGAAUGUGGGUACAGGACAGCUAUAAACUCUAACCUGUCUAAACACAUCAAAACCCAUAUUGGAAAAUGAACAAACAAAUGUAAACAGCACGACAGUUUUUUUAAAAUCAUCUUUCGACAUAGAAAAACAAGUGUCAUCAGUGUCACUGCGAUGUGGACGCCAUGUGGCUGAUUCCUGAUCAGAGACAAAAAAACUGAUGAUAGCUUUGCGGAGAGUCUGCAUACAGGAUAAAUGACAGUUUUGCCCUCUGCGGGUCUUCUGGACAUUACUGUCAUUAUUCGUGCUCCUCAUCUGACUAUUGUUAGACUAAUAGAGGCCUCGUGGACCUGAAAGAUGAUAUUGGCAAUGAUAUGGCAUGUGAUUCUUGGCUUACGGAGAGUCUGGAUACAGGAUAAGUGACAGUUCGACCCUGUGCGGCCCUUCCGGACAUUAAGAGUGCUUCCAACCUGACUAUUGUGAGACUCUGACUGAGAGAAGCCGUGUGGACUUGAAAGGUCAUCCUAAAUGUAAAACUUAGCUUGAUUAUUCAAAACUUAAAAGGUGAUUCUGUAUAAGAAACUUUGCUUGAUUACUUUUGACUUCUUAUUUUGAUGUGAGUCCACUGUGUAAGAUUUAUAGAAUGAGUUGAUAGUUCAUUAUAGGAUAAGUUAAUGGACCUUUUCAAGUAGGCAAGUGUUUUCUAAGCUAAAGCAAGCUAAGGUAUCGAAUUUUUAUUGUUACUUUUUUACAUGUCUAACAUUUGUAGCUUGAUGAAAAAAUAUUUUGCCAACUUACUUGAAAUAUGUAUUCUGUUUCAGAAAUGUCUAACCUGUAGUGAAUACCAACAACAGAAAAUAAUCGACCACACAAAAGCAGUGGUCUCGAUGAAAUUAUUUUACUGGUGUUUGACAACUAACCUCCAAGGUGAUCGAGUGUUAAUGAAGAAAUGAAGUGCACACUACGUUAGAAAUGUGCAAUGGUAGAUAUUUAGUUUCAUAGGAUAUUUUAUAGUUUUAAAACGUGUUAAUUAUUUUCAGAUAAUUCCUGUUGUUUUUGUUAAGGAGAAGACUUCAGACUUCGUAUUAUCUUAUUCGUACCCUCUAAUCUAUGUAUUACUAGGUUAUCAUAGGCCACCAUGGAUAUAAGGUUUUAAACUUUAUUCGAGAACAUAUGGUGUGCUCGAUGAAGCUGUGUGAGAAAUGAGAAGUAACACAACUGUCUAUAGUGCUAACGCAAUAGAAUACAAGGUUUAACAUCGUC
Branchiostoma floridae (Florida lancelet) is the source of this 2397-nucleotide messenger RNA. Its product is annotated as zinc finger protein 239-like. Gene Ontology annotation, molecular function: RNA polymerase II transcription regulatory region sequence-specific DNA binding; DNA-binding transcription factor activity, RNA polymerase II-specific. The transcript has 2 exons. The record is from RefSeq and is a predicted model, not a curated record. Gene Ontology annotation, cellular component: nucleus. Gene Ontology annotation, biological process: regulation of transcription by RNA polymerase II. NCBI's taxonomy places the organism in Eukaryota, Metazoa, Chordata, Leptocardii, Amphioxiformes, Branchiostomatidae. Bases 123 to 1190 code for a protein of 355 amino acids.